Zerene cesonia (dogface butterfly) is the source of this 2568-nucleotide messenger RNA. It is a transcript of the gene Eip75B, whose product is annotated as ecdysone-inducible protein E75. The coding region runs from base 140 to 2248 and encodes 702 amino acids. Gene Ontology annotation, molecular function: zinc ion binding; nuclear receptor activity; RNA polymerase II cis-regulatory region sequence-specific DNA binding. NCBI's taxonomy places the organism in Eukaryota, Metazoa, Arthropoda, Insecta, Lepidoptera, Pieridae. Gene Ontology annotation, biological process: cell differentiation; negative regulation of transcription by RNA polymerase II; positive regulation of transcription by RNA polymerase II. The record is from RefSeq and is a predicted model, not a curated record. The transcript has 5 exons.
CUCCUGUCCUAUAUCCAGUCUUAGAGUGCACAGGACGUUUGUGUCGAAGAGCUGCACAGCUCAGAUGUGACUUCGGUGUAGUGUUGUGUGUAGGAGGACAAUUAUUAUUGUUUAGUUGUUUAUCAUUAAUGACUCUGUGAUGUCUCCGGAUAGCAGUUACGGGCGUUACGAUACGCCAACGCCAGUUGACAAUAACAUUAUGAUGAGUCCAGCGCAUAAGGAACGAGAACCAGAACUCCAUAUAGAAUUCGACGGUACAACAGUGUUGUGCCGUGUGUGUGGUGAUAAAGCUAGCGGUUUCCAUUAUGGAGUGCAUUCCUGUGAAGGCUGCAAGGGCUUUUUCCGACGGUCCAUACAACAGAAGAUCCAGUACAGACCGUGCACCAAAAACCAACAAUGUUCUAUCCUGAGGAUAAACAGGAAUCGGUGUCAGUACUGCCGAUUGAAAAAAUGCAUCGCCGUGGGAAUGAGCAGAGAUGCUGUGCGAUUUGGACGCGUUCCGAAACGGGAGAAGGCGCGUAUUUUAGCUGCAAUGCAGCAAUCAUCCUCAUCACGGGCUCAAGAACAAGCAGCUGCGGCUGAAUUAGAUGAUGCACCAAGAUUACUCGCGCGAGUGGUACGAGCUCAUCUCGACACUUGCGAGUUCACGCGUGACCGCGUGGCCGCCAUGCGUGCGCGAGCUCGUGAUUGUCCCACCUACUCCCAACCAACUUUGGCUUGCCCUCUAAACCCUGCGCCAGAGUUGCAGUCUGAGAAGGAAUUCUCUCAGCGAUUUGCGCACGUGAUCCGCGGCGUAAUUGACUUUGCCGGUCUCAUUCCCGGCUUCCAGUUACUCACUCAAGAUGACAAGUUCACGUUGCUUAAAAGUGGUCUUUUUGACGCCCUGUUUGUGCGACUCAUUUGUAUGUUUGAUGCUCCGCUCAAUAGUAUAAUAUGCCUCAAUGGACAGUUAAUGAAACGGGACUCUAUUCAGAGCGGUGCUAAUGCGCGUUUCCUAGUGGACUCUACUUUUAAAUUCGCGGAACGUAUGAACUCUAUGAAUUUAACAGAUGCCGAAAUUGGCCUGUUCUGCGCUAUAGUUUUAAUCACACCUGAUCGGCCGGGUCUUCGCAAUAUUGAAUUAGUAGAGCGUAUGCAUGCCAGGCUCAAAGCUUGUCUUCAGACCGUCGUUACACAGAACAGACCAGACAGGCCUGGAUUUUUAAGAGAGCUAAUGGAUACAUUACCAGAUUUGCGUACUCUGAGCACUUUGCACACAGAAAAGCUCGUUGUAUUCAGAACUGAACAUAAGGAAUUACUUAGACAGCAAAUGUGGGGUGAGGAAGAAGGCUGCUCUUGGGCCGACUCUGUCGUUGAUGAAUCCGCGCGAAGCCCAAUUGGAUCAGUGUCGAGCAGUGAAUCUGGUGAAGCCGUCGGCGACUGUGGUACUCCUCUGCUCGCUGCCACGUUAGCGGGACGCAGACGGCUCGAUUCUCGGGGAUCUGUUGAUGAAGAAGCUCUUGGCGUCGCUCAUCUAGCACACAACGGACUCACCGUUACACCCGUGCGACCCCAACCUCGUUACAGAAAACUAGACUCCCCGACCGAUUCGGGUAUUGAGUCAGGUAAUGAAAAGCAUGAGAGAAUCGUGGGACCCGGCUCUGGCUGCUCGAGCCCAAGAUCGUCGCUCGAGGAACAUUCAGAGGACAGACGGCCGCCGGUGCCCAACGAUACGCGUCUCGAUGAUAUGCCAGUAUUGAAGCGCGUGUUGGAAGCGCCUCCUCUCUAUGACACCUCCUCUUUGAUGAACGAGGCGUACAAGCCACAUAAGAAAUUCCGCGCUAUGCGCCGCGACACCGGCGAGGCGGAAGCUCGCAGCGUGCCGCUGACGCCGUCGCCGCAGCCGCCGCAGCACCCGCACCCGGCGAGCCCGGCGCACCCGGCGCACUCGCCCAGGCCCAUGCGCGUCUCGCUCUCGUCGACCCACUCGGUGCUCGCGAAGAGCCUAAUGGAAGGGCCGCGCAUGACCCCCGAGCAGCUGAAGCGCACGGACAUCAUCCAGCAGUACAUGCGGCGCGGCGAGGCGGCGGCGGCGGGCGGCGAGUGCCCGCUGCGCUCGGGCGCGCUGCUGGCGUGCUACCGCGGCGCGUCGCCCGCGCCGGAGCCCGUGCUGGAGCUGCAGGUGGACGUGGCGGACGCGCCGCUCAACCUCUCCAAGAAGUCGCCGUCGCCGCCGCGCUCGUACAUGCCGCGCAUGUUGGAGGCGUGAGGCCGGCCCGCGGAGCCGCGAGUCUCCGCUACCCCACCCCGACCUACUUUGAAUUAAAACAAACUAUGUAGUUAAUAAUCGUUCGCAAAUCGGUUAAUAUAUUAUAUGUGAUAAUUCGUUUAAGACGCGUGGUUGCGUGGCCGGUGCAGGACGAGGAGAGCGCAAUAGACUGAAUAAUAAUUUAAGACUAUAUAAGUUUAAUUUAUAAUGCAUUGCAGCGCCGGUCGCAGUGUGUUUGUGUGUGUAUCGUAUGUAUGUGAGCGUGCUCAGUCAUUUGUUUGUUAAUAUAAAUAAUGACAGGUUGUCGAAUUAAAAUAAAA